Molecule: messenger RNA, 718 nt
Organism: Impatiens glandulifera
Lineage: Eukaryota; Viridiplantae; Streptophyta; Magnoliopsida; Ericales; Balsaminaceae
Product: probable calcium-binding protein CML11
Exons: 1
Coding region: 56-547 (163 amino acids)
Molecular function (GO): enzyme regulator activity; calcium ion binding
Source: RefSeq, a predicted model, not a curated record
UCCAGUAGUGAGAGAAAGAAAAAAAAACUAGAGAGAGAAAGUGAUCGCCGGCGAGAUGAACAGCAAUCAGACAAUGAAAUUCGACGACGAGCAGUUAUCGGAGUUACGAGAGAUCUUCCGAUCCUUCGAUCAUGACAACGACGGAAGUCUCACACAAAUUGAACUAGGUUCGCUCUUACGAUCCCUAGGGUUAAAUCCAAACUCCGAUCAGAUCGAAUUCCUUAUUCAAAGAGCAGAUACAAACAGCAACGGCUUAAUCGAGUUUUCAGAAUUCGUAGCUCUUGUUGCGCCUGAGCUUCUUCCGGCGAAAUCGCCGUAUACGGAUGAUCAACUUCAGAAGUUAUUCAAGGUAUUUGAUCGUGAUGGAAAUGGAUUUAUAACUGCUGUUGAAUUAGCGCAUUCUAUGGCUAGAUUAGGUCAUGCACUUACAGGGGAUGAAUUAACUGGAAUGAUUAAGGAAGCUGAUACAGAUGGUGAUGGUCAGAUUAACUUUAAGGAGUUCUGUAAUGCGAUUAAUUUGGCUGCGUUUGAUAAUUCAUGGAUUUGAAUUGAAUUGAUCAGGUUAAUCUGAACUUUUUCUGGUUUAUGAAUCAAUUUUAUAUUGUUUUGAUUCUAGUGAAUAGAUAGGUAAAACUGAAUUUUGAGUAUAUUCAUAUCAUAUGAUCAAAUGUAUCUUUUUGAUGCUGUUGCAAAUUGGGAAUGUUGAUUUUCUUCUCUA